Zonotrichia albicollis (white-throated sparrow) is the source of this 1582-nucleotide messenger RNA. RefSeq names its product amyloid beta precursor protein binding family A member 3 (gene APBA3). Lineage: Eukaryota; Metazoa; Chordata; Aves; Passeriformes; Passerellidae. Gene Ontology annotation, cellular component: plasma membrane; dendritic spine; cytoplasm. The record is from RefSeq and is a predicted model, not a curated record. Gene Ontology annotation, biological process: chemical synaptic transmission. Gene Ontology annotation, molecular function: protein binding; amyloid-beta binding.
GCUGCCACCGGCCCUGCCACGGGCUGCUCUUCGCCGAGGCUGACCGGGAGGACUUGCUGAGCCUCCUGUGCUACGAGGGGGGACUGCCCGAGGCUUGUGCCGAGACCCCCUUGGCCCACUCCGAUGUCCUGGCUGGGACCAACCUGGAGAUGCUGCAGGCUCGGGAGGACCCAGCCGCUGUGGAGAAGCCUGAAGGGCUGGGGAGGCCAGAGAGCUCAGAGGAAGAACCUUCUGGCAGCUGGUGUUACGGAGAGGGGCUUUGCGAGGACGAUUCUGCCUGCGAGGCUGCUCGGGAAGGUUCCCCGGAGCCGGCGUGGGCAGCGCUGCCUUCCGCUCUGGUGGCCGGGACAGAGCAGCCACCUCAGAGCACUAUGACCAACAGGGAAUCCCCAUCAUCCUGCCCAGCCUUCAAAGAGGUUCCAGGCCCUUGUGACCCAGAGGACUUGCUGGAUGGUGUGAUUUUUGGGGCCAAGUACCUGGGCUCCACGCAGCUGGCCUCGGAGAGGAACCCCCCGACCAGCGUCCGCAUGGCGCAGGCACAGGAGGCCGUGGACAGGAUCAAGGCACCCGAGGGGGAGUCCCAGCCCAUGACGGAGGUGGAUCUGUUUGUCUCCACACAGAGGAUCAAGGUGCUCACUGCUGACACUCAGGAGGCCAUGAUGGACCACUCCCUGCAGACCAUCUCCUACAUUGCCGACAUCGGCUCCCUCGUGGUGCUCAUGGCGCGCCGGAAGCUGCCGCGGCGCUCGGAGGCAGCGGAGGAGAAGCGGCUCUACAAGAUGAUCUGCCACGUCUUCCACUCACCUGAUGCCCAGGUGAUCGCCCAGGCCAUCGGGCAGGCAUUCGGCGUGGCCUACCAGCGCUUCCUGGAGGCCAACAGCAUCGACCCCAGCGAGCUGAGCCCGCGGCAGUACAGCCGUGCCCUGCAGGACCAGGAGCAGCACAACACUGAGCUGACCCACUUCUCCCGGCAGGAGAACUGCAAGGACGUGUGCAUCCGGAAGCAGAAGGGGGAGAUCUUGGGCAUUGCCGUAGUGGAGUCGGGCUGGGGCUCCAUCCUGCCCACCGUGGUCAUCGCCAACCUGAUGCACGGGGGCCCCGCGGAGCGCUCAGGCGAGCUGAGCAUCGGGGACCGCCUCAUGUCCGUCAACGGCACCAGCCUGGUGGGGCUGCCCCUGGGCACCUGCCAGAGCAUCAUCCGGGAGCUGAAGCACCAGACUGAGGUGACACUGAACAUUGUGCACUGUCCCCCUGUCACCACGGCUGUCAUCCGACGCCCUGACUCCAAGUACCAGCUGGGCUUCUGUGUUGAGAACGGUGUGAUCUGCAGCCUGAUGCGCGGGGGCAUCGCGGAGCGGGGCGGCAUCCGCGUGGGGCACCGCAUCAUCGAGAUCAACGGGCAGAGCGUGGUGGCCACGCCGCACGACAAGAUCAUCCAGAUCCUCACCGAGGCCGUCAGCGAGGUGCACAUCAAGACCAUGCCAGCCUCCACGUACCGUCUGCUGACAGGGCAGGAGCAGCCCCUCUUCCUCUGAGCCACCGUGCCUGGGGCAGGCAGGACGAGCCCAGGGCUGCAGGGGCA